Messenger RNA from Contarinia nasturtii (swede midge), 1122 nucleotides. RefSeq names its product levanase-like. The record is from RefSeq and is a predicted model, not a curated record. Gene Ontology annotation, molecular function: sucrose alpha-glucosidase activity. The transcript has a single exon. The coding region runs from base 250 to 1011 and encodes 253 amino acids. Gene Ontology annotation, biological process: sucrose catabolic process. Lineage: Eukaryota; Metazoa; Arthropoda; Insecta; Diptera; Cecidomyiidae.
GACUGGGAGCUUGUGAGUGAAUUUGGAGAUACCGAUGGAGCACAUGGUGGGAGAUGGGAAUGUCCUUCACUUUUACCUUUUAAUGUCACGAUCAAUGGAAAACAAGUUGAAAAAUAUGUUUUGAUAAUUACUCUGACCGACUUUCAACUUCCUGCGCACCAGUACUUCAUAGGCUCCUACGAUGGUAAAAAAUUUACAAAUGAAAACUCAAAAGACACAAUAUUACGGCUGGAUCAUGGACCAGAUACUAUGGCUGGCAUUACAUACAAUAACUUGCCAGACGGUCGACAUGUUCUUAUUAAUUGGAUGGGACGAUGGGAAUAUGCUGGAAAUACGAAUUUCAGCGCUUGGAAUGGACAAAUAGGCAUUCCUAGAGAAUUAAAGUUGGUAACAGUGAAUGAUCAAAUUCGGCUUACAUCAUUGCCAAUUCAUGAAAUGGAAUCAUUGAGAAUCAAUCCAGUUCACAAGCAAAACAUUAGUAUCACGAAUGAGUUCACAUAUAAAAUCGCCGACAGUGAAAAGAAGAAACAUUUGGCUGAUAUUGAAAUGACGUUGGAUCUGAAGGGACUUAAAAGCGGCGAAGCAUUCGAUAUUGUGUUUUCGGGAAAAGAUGAUGAAUUGAAAAUUUCGUUUGAAGACAAUGAAUUUAUUUUGGACCGAUCACGUGCAGGAAGAAUGGUUCCGAUUUUCGAUAAUUCAACAUUGGUAAACGGCAAUUUUGAUAAUCCAUUCGACGGGCCGUCAAUUCCAAAAAUAAAUUUCUAUGAUCUUAUCAAAGCCCCAAGAGUAAGCAAUAGUUCCAAUUUGAAAUUGAGAAUAAUUAUCGACACCAAUGGAAUCGAAAUGUAUGCCGAUGAGGGACUAACAAGUAUGAGCGCCCUUUUCUUUUCCGAAGACGGCAUUGCAUCAAAAAUGAACAUUCAAAUUCAUUCGGCUACGAAUUCGUCUAUGAUUCAAUUGAAAGAACUAAACGUGUAUGAAAUGAAAAGCAUUUGGAACAAUGACAACUAAAAAUCGUGGACGCAAACGCAAAUAUUAAUUCCUAUUUCUUUAAGUUAAAAUGUAUUUCUCAUAUUAAAAUAAAUAAUAAAUAAAAUUUAAUAAUACAGUUGUUUAAUAGAA